AUGUCAGCUAAACUAUUCGGUUUUGCACAAGGACUUCCAUGGAUUAAGUCAUUAAAAGCAUCAAACGAUGAUGUACAUUCUGAUCGACUUAAUCAUCGCUAUACCGUAGGAUUUUUACUUGUUUGUGCAGUUAUUGCUUCGAGUGCACCAAUUAGCUUAGAACGAAUAUCAUGUUGGGUACCAGCUCAAUUUGUUGGUGCUUAUUCAAAGUAUACAAAUAAUUAUUGUUGGAUUUCAAAUACAUAUUAUAUACCAAGUAAUACAACAGUCCCACACAGUAAAUAUGAUCGAGAACAUGCUGAAAUUGGUUAUUAUCAAUGGGUACCAUUUAUUUUUCUUUUAUUUGCACUAUUUUUCUAUCUUCCACGUAUGCUUUGGCGUUCGAUGAAUACUCGAUCAGGUAUUGAUAUACAAUAUCUUGUAUUGAAAGAGAACAAAAAUACAAUUACUCAAUGUAUUGAAUGUUAUUGUCAACCAAGUGAACAUGAUGUUCGAUUUGGUAGUCGAUUUUGUCGAACUAUAUUUUGUACAAGUGGUAAACGUUUAGGAAAUUAUCUUCGUUCAAUUUAUUUAAUGGUUAAAUUUCUCUAUUUAAUUAAUUCUUUUAUUCAAUUAAUCGUUAUUCAUAUAGUUUUGGGUCAACCAGGAUGGUUUUAUGGUUUUGAUAUAUGGUAUAGUGUAUUCAUAAGAAAUUCUGUUUUAACUGAUUCACCUUAUUUUCCUCGUGUAACUUUAUGUGAUUUACGUAUACGUGAAGUUGGUAAUCUCCAUCGUUAUACAGUUCAAUGUGUUUUACCUAUAAAUAUGCUUAAUGAAAAACUUUUUUCACUUGCUUGGUUUUGGUUUGUUUAUGUGUUUAUAUCAAAUUUAUUUUCAUUUCUUUUUGCAUUAUAUGAUACAAUAAUGGCACGUAGUCGAAUUAGUUUUAUACGAAAUUUGUAUCGAACAAGUUUAUCAAAAUCAUCUAUAGAUGAAAAUUUAUUGGAAAAAUUCACACGAGAUUUUCUUAUGCAAGAUGGUGUAUUAAUUCUUGAGAUAAUUUAUCAUAAUGGACCAGUUUUUCUUGCAACAGAAGUUAUACAUCUUUUAAUUGAAAAUUAUGAAAAACGACAAGAAGAAAUAUCAAGAAAAAUUAUACCAAAAUUGGACAGUAGUGAAGUUUAA
This is a messenger RNA of Rotaria sp. Silwood2, 1164 nucleotides long. The record is from the annotation of a GenBank genome assembly. NCBI's taxonomy places the organism in Eukaryota, Metazoa, Rotifera, Eurotatoria, Philodinida, Philodinidae.